Closterium sp. Naga37s-1 is the source of this 1850-nucleotide messenger RNA. The record is from the annotation of a GenBank genome assembly. NCBI's taxonomy places the organism in Eukaryota, Viridiplantae, Streptophyta, Zygnematophyceae, Desmidiales, Closteriaceae.
CGAUGCUGACUUCCAGCCUAUGCAGCAGCAAUCCAGCUGCGAUGCUUUUCCCGAGCUUGAAGCCCGCGUUAACCGCAAAUGCCGUACAAGCACUCACCUCUCGUUACAGUCACACACCGCUCCAGCUGUCACGCUGCUCCAAUCGCAGCCGGCGGCUGGUUGUCGUGGAAUCAUCAUCUGCCAAUCCGUCCCAGAUUUCGUUUGCAACAGCGAUGGAGAGCCAACCUACCCUCUUCCAGGCAAUCGACUUCAAGAAGCUUCAAAACGGAAGUGACAUAAGGGGAGUGGCGAUUCCGGGGGUGGAGGGCGAACCUGUGACACUAACGGAGCCGGCAGCAGAGGCCAUAGGCGCAGCGUUCGCUCGGUUCUUGAAGGGGAAGAAGGAGCAGGCGGGGGAGAAGGCUGACGGGCAGCUGAGCGUGUCCAUCGGACAUGACUCGAGAGUGUCGGCUGAUGUGAUCACGGCAGCAGUGGCGCGCGGGCUAGCAGGCGAGGGCGUGAAGGUGGUUCGGUUCGGCCUGGCGUCCACGCCAGCCAUGUUCAGCAGCACCGUCACUGAGGAUGCCAGCCUCCACUGUCCCAACGACGGAGGCAUCAUGAUCACAGCUAGCCACCUCCCCUUCAACCGCAAUGGUCUCAAGUUCUUCACAGCAAAGGGCGGCGCCAACAAGGCGGAUAUCGCGGCCAUCCUGGCAUCUGCCGCCCAGAUCUACGAGUCCAUGUCAGCAGAAUCCGUGCAGGCCAAUCAGGAGAAGGCGGAGAAGCAGACAGUGCAAGUGGACUACAUGAAGAGAUACGCUGCAGAUCUGGUUGACGCUGUCAGAAAGGCUGCCAAGGCUGGAGAUCGUCCAUUGGAGGGUUACCACAUCGUUGUUGAUGCUGGUAACGGCGCAGGAGGCUUCUUUGCUGCCGGGGUGCUGGAGCCUCUAGGAGCCAACACUACUGGCAGUCAAUUCCUUGAACCCGAUGGCCUGUUUCCGAACCACAUUCCGAACCCAGAGGACAAGGCAGCUAUGGAGGCGAUCACAGGCGCGGUGCUGAGGGAGAAGGCGGACCUUGGGAUCAUCUUUGACACUGACGUGGACAGAGCUGCCGCCGUUGAUUCUUCCGGCAGGGAGAUCAACCGCAACCGUCUGAUCGCUCUCAUUGCGGCGAUCGUGCUUGAGGAGCACCCAGGCACCACUAUAGUCACGGACAGUGUGACAUCGGAUGGGCUGACCACAUUCAUUGAAUCUAAGCUCGGGGGCAAGCACCUGCGGUUCAAGCGGGGCUACAAGAACGUGAUUGACGAGGGCAUCCGGCUGAACUCGGUGGGCGAGGAGUGCCAUCUUGCCAUGGAGACCAGCGGACAUGGUGCCCUUAAGGAGAACAGAUGGCUUGAUGAUGGCGCUUACCUCAUGGUGAAGCUGCUUGUUAAGCUGGCGUCGGCAGCGGGCAAGGGAGAGGCAAAGGGUAGCGCGGUGCUGACGCGCAUGAUAGAGGACCUGCAGGAGGCUGACGAGGCAACGGAGGUUCGACUACGAAUCAACCAGGAUCAUGCUGACGUGGCACCCAUAGGGUUCCGUGCAUACGGGGAGAAGGUUCUAGAAGCGCUCGCAGCCACAGUGGAGGGUGACGCUGCCCUUUCCAAGGCUCCUGUCGAUUAUGAGGGCGCGCGGGUGUCUGGGUUCGGUGGAUGGUUCCUGCUCCGCCUGUCUCUCCAUGACCCUGUCUUGCCACUCAAUAUUGAGGGCCCUUCCAAGGCAGCCACUAGGAGGCUGGCAGAACUUGUCGUGUCUGUGACGUCACAAUUCCCUGCCCUGAACACAUCUGCUCUUCACAAGUACAUCGACACCUGCAACCAAAACUGA